AUGACUCUGGGAGUUCAAAAAACAAUCCAAAAAACCAGUGCAGGCGAGGCUAAAGUGGCCCAUGAUCCUGCACCUGCCAGACUUCCCGAUAACUUUACAGUGGACAAGGAUGCUCGCUACACGGGCUCAGUCAUCGAGUUCAACAAAUGGAGAGGUUUUGGCCACAUUGCGGUGGAUCAAAAGGGUGUUGUGCCUGGCGACAAGGUCUUCGUGCACUGGAAAAAUAUUCAAUCAGAUGACCGGUUUCCUCGCUUACAGCAAGGAUUGCAGGUUGAGUUUGGGCUUAUGAUCACCAAUGACUGGAAGGGAUGGAACAGAGUGAGAUGUUUGAAAGCCAAGACUUUGACUCUUCCUGGUGGAGGCAUGGUGAACAUCCAAGACGCCAUGGACGCUGAAAGCAUGCAGUUUGUUGGAGCGCAAAACUUCCGCUACACGGGGACUGUAAAGUUCUUUGACCAGUUCCGUGGGUUUGGUUGGGUCACCUUAGAUGAGGGCUUUGCAAUGGAGGACCCUGUGCCCAAGGAAAUCAAGGUUGAUGCUGUUGAGCUGAACACUGGUGGAAAGCCCUUAAGAAUGAGAAUCGACAAGCUAGCGAUUGAGUUUGGGAUCAUCAAGGGCAAGAACGGGGACUACAUGGCAUACAAUGUCACCUUGCCAGGUGGCACGCCCAUCACGCAGGAAGCCAUGGAGCAUCGGCAAGAGGAGGGAAGUCAGAGGUUUACUGGUACCAUCCAGUGGUGGCACCGGUGGCAAGGAUGGGGCCACAUCCUACCAGAUCCUGGCACGACCUUCCCGGAAGCCGUGCAGAAGAAGCUAGAUGAGACUGCCUCACAAGCUGCAAAGGCAAAGUCUGAGGAGAAGGGGAAAGAGAAGUUGCUGUACUUCAGAAAGGCCGACUGCGAAUGGAACCUACGGACAGAAAUUGGGAAGAAGGUGACGUAUGCAGUGUACCUGGAUGACAAGGGCGCAGGUGCCAAGGAUGUGGCACCUGACGGGCAGGAGCUGGGUGAAGCACAGGAAUUCACAGGAUUAGUCCCGGAGAAGGACGAAAACACUCUGAGCCAAAGCCAUUGCAGUGACGGAGUUGAAGAAGACGGUGUUCGCUGGGACGUGGUGAGAUCAGAUCUCUGCCACGCUUUGGGGGAGGUGAUCCACAAUGGCGCUUUGUCGCGGGACCUGCAUGCAGCCAAGGACUCCAAAGGUCGCGACCCUGCCGUGUCCUAUGGAGAUGUUCAGCUGCAGCGCCAUUUGGAACGUUUCCAGAAACUGGUCCUGGUCCUCCCUGAACGGAGCAGGUGUCCUUUGGGAAGGCAUUGCCUGAGAAUCUUGGUGUCUGUCUUGUACUCUGGCUUGCCCUGGGAUGCCUGGUUCCAGCGCUACGAGGAAGAUCUGUGGGGCCUCGUCCACGGCACAAACUGGACAGAGGCAUUGUCCGGCGGCUGGCCAGUCUUUGAAGUGCUCUUUCUGGUGGCAGAUCUCUACGGAGGUGAACAACUUCCAGAAGAUUGUCGCAGCGUGGAGUCCAAACUACGGGCCUUGGAGAAGCUCAUUGGCGAUCCAGAGAUCAUGACGGGGUGCUGCUCCAGAGUGUAA
Messenger RNA from Cladocopium goreaui, 1593 nucleotides. The record is from the annotation of a GenBank genome assembly. Lineage: Eukaryota; Dinophyceae; Suessiales; Symbiodiniaceae.